AUUCUCUCGCCAUCAACCAACACAUAUAUAAAAGAAAGAAACUUAGAGAGAGAAACGAAAGAGAUUUGAGAGUUUUGUAGAUAGAUAGAUAGAGGAAAGGAAGAAAAGUAAUAAAAAUGGCGCAAGCAGUAAUGGCUGCAGAACCACAGGCAUUGGCAGCAGCUGCAACAACCAUGGUUGCAGAAUCACUCGCUGCAGUUAACAUCAAUGAAGAUGUUAACAAGAAGAAUCGUAUUCAAGUUUCUAACACCAAGAAACCUCUCUUCUUUUACCUCAAUCUCGCUAAGAGAUACAUCAAGCAGUAUAAUGACGUUGAGCUCUCUGCUCUAGGCAUGGCUAUUCCAACUGUUGUUACCAUUUCUGAGAUGCUGAAGGCUAAUGGCACCGCUGUGGAGAAGAAAGUUUUGACAUCAACUGUGGGUUCCAAAGAUGAGAACAAGGGCCGUUUCGUGCAGAAGGCUAAGAUUGAAAUUGUUCUUGAGAAGUCUGACAAGUCUCCUUCUGCUGAUGCAACAACCGAGUCUGUACUUAAAAUUGAAACUAAGUCAGUAUCUGAUGAACCGAAGGAGAAGGGUGAAUUAAAUAUCGAAUCAGAAAAUGCUGAGAAAAAGGAAGGAUGAGUAGUCAGUUUGUGUUCUAUCAGUCCACAACUACUCAUCUCUGAAGGUCAGAUAUCUCUUACUGUUAGGCUAGUAUAUGAAGGUCAAGCAGUGUGUUGGCUUGUGGGUAACAUCUCUGAUGUUGCCACAGAAGACAGAUCUCUAGGAAGUAGCUGAUAAAAUAGGAUGGAUUAUUUCAUUUCGAAUCUUUCUGUUCAAUUCGUCAUAAGGAGUACCAUUUUAGCUGUAGUCAGUGGCAGCAUAUAAUACUUGUAGAAGAUGUAUGCAUGUACUCUGUUUCAAUUCUAAACAGUAAGAGGCAUUAUA
This is a messenger RNA of Amaranthus tricolor (Joseph's coat), 926 nucleotides long. RefSeq lists its product as uncharacterized. The coding region runs from base 117 to 620 and encodes 167 amino acids. Gene Ontology annotation, molecular function: RNA binding. Lineage: Eukaryota; Viridiplantae; Streptophyta; Magnoliopsida; Caryophyllales; Amaranthaceae. The record is from RefSeq and is a predicted model, not a curated record. Gene Ontology annotation, cellular component: nucleus. The transcript has 5 exons.